This is a messenger RNA of Helicoverpa armigera (cotton bollworm), 4290 nucleotides long. RefSeq lists its product as uncharacterized. The record is from RefSeq and is a predicted model, not a curated record. The transcript has a single exon. Bases 192 to 1436 code for a protein of 414 amino acids. NCBI's taxonomy places the organism in Eukaryota, Metazoa, Arthropoda, Insecta, Lepidoptera, Noctuidae. Gene Ontology annotation, molecular function: nucleic acid binding; zinc ion binding.
UACGCGUCGCGAGACUAAGCGGACGUGUGUUCUGUUUGAGUAAAAUGAAAUAAACAAUUACAACAAAUAAAUAUAUUUUUGCUCCGCCAGCAUAAAAUCUGUGUCGCGUGUGAUUUGUAACCGAUAUAUGAACUUUAACAACAUGUACUAAAUAGAUCUAUCGAUAUCUAUAAAUAGUGUUUUUCGGUAGUAUGUCUACUUCCGAAGCGAGCCCGUUUGGUCGUAGCCAAUUACUCCAGAGAAGUCCUCCACCGACACCUACCCAACCGCCACCCCCUAGCGCCUCAAACCCACCAGCACCUACGGAGAAUGAACAGCCAACUAAAGUCAUCAGUACCUCGGAGAUACAGAGUUGGUUAGUAUCUAUAGAUACUAUCCUGAAUGAAGUCUGCACCAUUGUCGAAGGCAAAAUGAACUCUGAACAGAAGCUUCGUGUCUCCACUCUUUGCCGUAAGGUCCAAAAUGGGACAUCUCAGAUGGCGGUCUUAUACCAAUCAUUGAAGGCAAAAACUAUCCAGGCCCAUACUACAAUCCAGCACCUCCAGGAUCAGCAGAAUGUUGGGAACUCACUCCAGCAGUUCAGAGAGCUUGUAGAAGCAAAACUUAACCCGCCAGAAAAUACUUCUUAUGCUGGCAUGGUUAAAAAGGGUAGCGACAUCGUCCGUCCUGCGAACUUGAAAUCAGUCGCCAUCUAUCCCAGCGAUAAAACCCAGACAAGUGACGACACCAAGUCUCUUGUUCAAAAGAUCAUCUCCCCAGAACAACUGAAGCUGCAAGUUCGUGGCAUAAAAAAAGUGAAAAAUGGGGGCGUUUUGAUUAGCACCGAAAACAUAGGCGAUAUUGAGAAACUUAAAAGUUCGGAUAAAAUAGUUUCAUCUGGCCUUAAAAUAGAAGAACCCUCCAAACGCCGUCCCAGGAUUGCUGUUAUUGGUGUCCCCGUCGCUCUUACUGAAAAAGAGGUCUUUGAAUGUAUUUACGAGCAGAAUCUAUCAGCUAAGUUGCCAAACUUAACUCGCGAGUCCUUCUUAGAGUGCAUCAAAUUAAGCCAUAAAUCGGGUAAGAGAGACCUUUCUACUUGUAACUACAUCCUGGAACUACCGGCUAGCAUAAGAAAGGUUAUCAUUGACCAAAGCCGAAUUUUCAUCAAUUGGACAUCAUGCCCGGUGAGAGAUUUCACUAUCGUCACCAGGUGCUUCAAUUGCCAACAAUUUGGACACGCAGCCAAGUUCUGCCGGGAAACCAAUCCUACCUGCAGCCACUGUGGAGAUAGCGGACACUCCUCCAAGGAAUGCAGUAACAAACCUUCCACCCCUCUAUGCGCAUCGUGUAAACGCUUCAAGAGAAAAUGUGACCAUCCAACUGGUGAUGUAAGUUGCCCUGCCCGUAAACAUGCAGAAAUGAAUUAUAUUAACUCGAUAGACUAUGAAGGCGCCUAAGAGCGUCACCGAACACUUUAGUUAAUUAGCAGAUAAAUAGGUAGUUUAUAUUUUAGUUUAUUUUUCUUUUGUAAGUGUCAUGACAACUCAGCUAAUUUGCGAUCUAGAUAGUUUUUCUGUGUCAGAGUCUAAAGUAUGUAAUGUUGAGGAUUGUAAACAACUUCUUCCUUCUGAUGACAAAGCACUAACCUUACUAACACAGAAUAUUCGCAGCAUAACUCGAAAUAUGAACGGUUUUGAAGUGUUGUUACAGGAUCUCGACGUAAGCUGCGAUAUUAUUGUCUUAACAGAGUGUUGGCUGUCAAAACAGAAGGAUAACUUACCAUCUCUUGACGGUUAUUACUACUACAGAAGUGACAUAAACAUAAACCAGAACGAUGGUUUAGUAGUAUACAUCAAGAAUAAUUUAAGAACUGUAAAAGAAGAACCAGUUACCCUGGAUAGUAAUUGUUUAAUAAUUAAAAUCAUUCCCGACACGGUAGUCAUAGCCAUUUACAGGCCUCCUUCUCAAAACAUAGAUAGAUUCUUAGAGUCACUCGACACAAAUUUGAAAAGUUUAACAUCCUUCAAAAACAUAAUACUUUUGGGCGAUAUUAACAUUAACAUUGCUUCCGGGAAAAUAGAUGGUAAUAUUCAUAAUUAUCUGAAUAUUUGCGCAUUUCAUGGACUUCUUCCAGCUCACUACCAUCCCACGCAUCAGAGUGGCUCAUGUUUGGACCACAUCUUUAUUAAGUCAAAAAAUCCAUCCAAAACACUAGUUACUAAUUCUACGCUUACCGACCAUCAGGCUGUUUUACUAACAUUACAAAUAAGUUCACCUAGAAAAAACUGCAUGCGUAGCUACACUAGAAUUAAUAUGACUAAUCUUGAGAAUGACAUUCGCGGUUUUGAUCUCGACCCAGUUUAUAAUUCAGACGAUGCAAAUAGUUCUUUAAAUUACUUCGUAAAUUUAUUACAAUCUGCGAUAAAGAAAAAUACGUUUGCUAAGACAAUGCCUAGAAAGUACAGUUGCAUUAAACCUUGGAUCACCCCUGGUCUCGUUCGAUGUAUAAGGAAUAGAGACAGACUCCACCAAAAAUUGAAACUAGAUCCUGAUGACAAAGCACUUUCAAUAACUUAUAAAAGGUAUCGGAACUUUUGUAAUAAUCUUUUGAAAAAAUUAAAAAAUCAGUACGACAAAAAUGAAUUACAGAAAGCUGGAAAAAAUAAUAAACUUCUGUGGAAGUUUGUAAAAUCUCAUACAUUUCGAUCAAAAAAAUCCGAACCUCCGUUUGACAUAUUAUUGGCAGAUAUCAACCCAAAUGAAGCAAUAAAUAAAGCAAACGACUUCUUUACUAACGUUGGUAAAAACUUGGCUGAAAAAACACUUUACCCAAGUACCAUUUCUCAACCCAACUCGACCGCGACGCCUUCCAAACUAAAUUCUUUUGUUUUAUUUGAUACCGACGUUAAUGAAGUAGUCAGAAUUAUAAGCGGGCUUAAGAAUGCGUGUGCCACUGGGUGGGAUGACAUACCUAAUAAUGUUCUUAAAACAUUUAAAUACCUGCUUGCCCCUCCUCUAACCCACAUCUUCCAACUUUGCUUAUCAAAAGGUAUAUUUCCAAAACAACUUAAAAAAGCAGUGAUCACACCUGUAUUUAAAUCUGGAGAUAAAACAAGUGUAAAUAACUACAGACCCAUCUCAGUGUUAACAGGCCUCUCAAAAAUUCUAGAAAAAAUUAUUAACACUAGAUUGAUUAAAUAUUUAGAAGAUAACAGACUAUUAUCAGAUAGUCAGUUUGGUUUUAGGGCUAAAAAAUCAACCAGCCAAGCAGUCCAUAAUUUGACUAACUAUAUCACUACUAACCUAGAUAAUGGUAUGCACACAAUAGGGAUCUUUCUAGACCUUGCCAAGGCCUUCGACACUAUUUCUUGUUCAUUACUUUUGCACAAGCUUGAAUCACUUGGGAUAAGAGGUAAACAACUCUUACUAUUUUCUGACUAUCUCAGCGAUCGUUAUCAAUGUGUAAAAAUAGGUCAGUAUAUCAGUUCUGAUCUUAAAAAUAGCUGUUUUGGCAUUCCACAGGGUAGCAUUUUGGGGCCCACAUUAUUUUUGAUCUACAUAAAUGAGCUAUGCAGCCUUUCGCUCCAAAAUGGAGUUAUAAUGUCAUAUGCGGAUGACACUGCUCUAUUGUUUUCAGGCAAGUCAAGAGCUGAGGUGUAUGAUAUUGCUCAAAAUGGUUUUGACGUUGUGACUAAGUGUCUUCAGAAUCACCUCCUAACAUUAAACGCAGAUAAAACCAAUUACGUUUUAUUUACAAUUAGAAACAAUAACAUACCACUUAGUAACCUAAACAUUCACGCACAUAUUAACUGCACGUAUGCUGACAAUGCAUGCUCUUGCCCCACUUUAGCCAAAGCUGACCAAGUAAAAUAUCUAGGUGUUACGAUUGACUCAAAUCUAAAUUUCCGUAAACAUAUCGAGUUACUAUGUACGAGAGUACGCAAAUUAAUAUAUGUAUUUAAAAAUUUACGUAAUAUUGCCGACUACAAAGUAAUAAAACAGGUUUAUUUAGCUUUGUGUCAAUCUAUUCUUACAUAUUGCAUAACUUCUUGGGGCGGUGCAGCUAAAACAAUUUUACUCCCAUUAGAACGUGCUCAAAGAGCAAUUCUUAAGGUCGCUACCUUCCGCCCUUUUCGAUUUCCUACGCACCAACUCUACACAGCAUGCGAUGUGCUUACAGUGCGGCAAUUAUUUAUUUUAAACAUAGUGCUACACCAGCAUACUGCACUUCCUUUUGACCCUCUGCCUUCGGACAAGAGAAGGAAGGACUUAGUUUGCAUAAAGCCUCAAAUCAGACAUGCCUUUACUAAG